CUUUUCUCUUGUAGAAUGUCGGUUGUUACCAGCUAGCCCUGACGCACAAAGCAGAUGAAUUCGUCGUCGGUAUGCCACGAAAUUCCGGAUUGUCCCAGGCUCUUUGUCGAUGCGUUUCGAGGAGCCUACCUGCAAAAAACCCGAAAUCCGGACAACGUUUUCAUACUUUCUCACUGGCACGGGGAUCAUUAUGGCUCGCUACCCAGGGAUGGCAAAUAUCAGGGUCCGUCAUUGAUUCACUGUACGCCUACUACUGCAGCUCUUCUACGGGAGAUACACCAAGUACCUGAAAAGUACGUCGUAGAGCAUGGGUACGGAGAGACCUGGCUUUUCCAUCCUCUCGGUAAUACGAAGGGUCUCUCGACUGUUCAAAUAACGUUUUACGACGCCAAUCAUUGUCCCGGUGCUGCUAUAAUUGUCGUCGAGAUGGCCGACGGUAAGGUGCACCUCCACACAGGAGAUAUGCGCUAUCACACAAUGAUGAACGUGUAUCCUAUUCUUGAACGAGCAGCCAGCAGUCGUGCUAUCGACACAGUUCUUUUGGACACAACAUACUCCGACCCUAAACACAAUUUCCAACCUCAGGAAGCUGCAAUAGAUGCUAUCGCAGCGUACUCAGAAGGAUUACUCGGCACUUCCAGAAAAUGCUGUUCCAAUGUCCUCAUUCUUCUGUCUUGUUAUAGUAUCGGGAAAGAGAAGGUUCUAUGGGAGGUCUCUUCUCGGACGAAUCAGCUAGUUUAUGUGAACGAUCGCAAAAUGCGAAUGAUGCGCUGCAUUCAGAAACACCAUGAGAGUUCUAGCCAGAUUGUUCAGCGGUGCACGACUGACCCAAACGCAACGGAUAUCCACGUCAUUCCCAUGGGUCUUGCUGGAGAACUUUGGCCCUAUUUCCAACCAAACUAUUGGGCAUGCGCUGAAUACGCAAAAGCACUAGAAACGGAGUACACAAAGGUGGUUGCUUUUAUCCCGACUGGAUGGGCUGAUGGAUCGAAGUGGAACAAGAAAAACGCUACUUCAAAAUUUGACUGUAAAGGAAUUGAGGUCGAGAUACGACUAAUAAGUUAUUCCGAACAUUCAAGUUUCUCAGAGUUAAAAACAUUCGUGGAAUUUCUUCGCCCCCGCAAGGUUGUACCGACCGUUUUCAAAGAUGACAGAGACCGAGUAAAAAUCGAAGGUCGAUUUGCGAUUGAUUCAGGUCGGGCAAAGCAAUCUUUCUUCAGCACCAUGACAUCAAAGUCAUCAAACAUUGGCAAGCAGGUAUUGCCUGGCGCAGCGACACGACUAGACCCGUUUCCGAAACGGCCGAAAUUGAAUAUGAGUCGCUCCUCGCCUCUGAAACAGAAAGAAGGGCACGUCGAAAAAUUAGCAUCGAUGAGAUUGAUGGGAUUCAGUGCGGAUGCUGCAAACGGGGCACUAGUCGAAAGUAAGGGAAACAUCGAGGAAGCCGUCGGAUUGCUCAUUACUGGAAAGACAAAGCUUCCACCGACAGCCGAAGUAAUCGACUUGAGCGGGACAAAUGAUGUUGUAGAAAGUAAGAGCGUCCCGGCCACUCCAUGUGAAAAGUAA
Messenger RNA from Phaeodactylum tricornutum CCAP 1055/1, 1566 nucleotides. RefSeq lists its product with no specific name. The transcript has a single exon. Gene Ontology annotation, biological process: double-strand break repair via nonhomologous end joining; protection from non-homologous end joining at telomere; interstrand cross-link repair. The coding region runs from base 55 to 1566 and encodes 503 amino acids. The record is from RefSeq and is a predicted model, not a curated record. Lineage: Eukaryota; Bacillariophyta; Bacillariophyceae; Surirellales; Neidiaceae. Gene Ontology annotation, molecular function: protein binding; damaged DNA binding; 5'-3' DNA exonuclease activity.